AGCCGCUCUUCGUGACGCAGCCAACUUAUCCGGCUUGCAUUACAAAGGGUAUGAAUCAAUUUAGGUGAAAACUCAAACAGUCAUCUUCACGUGAAGGCCUUUUGUGCAUUGGCAUGAUUGAAAGACGAGGCGCUCUUAUACUGUGCAGGGAUGAAUUUGAAUACGAAUUUAUUGAGAGGAUCGCUAAACAGGUGUUGGCGAUCAUUAAAGAGGACAGCGUACCUGUUGUUGCUGAUUAUCCAGUCAGAGCAGAGUCUCAUGUGAAAGCGUUGUCAUCGUUUUCUUUCCCAAGGCAAUACCAAUACCAUGUGUUUCUCAGCUUCAGAGGCUGUGAUACUCGCUAUUGUUUCACUGGCAGUCUCUUCAAAGCUCUCCGCGACAACAAAAUCCACACCUUCAUGGAUGAUGUAGGCCUUCACAGAGGGAAUGAUAUAUCAAGAACACUUAUUCAGGCAAUUCAAGGCUCCAGGAUUGCCAUCAUUGUGUUCUCUGAGAACUAUGCUGAUUCUACUUACUGCUUAGAUGAACUUGUCAAGAUCUUAGAGUGCCAAGAGUCUGAUGGCCAGUUCAUUUUGCCCGUUUUCUAUGAUGUAUAUCAUAGUGACGUCCGACGACAGACAGGUAGUUUUGGGGCAGCAAUAGCUAAACAUGAGGAGAAGUUCAAGGACGACCUGUCGAAAGUCGAAAAAUGGAAGCGGGCUUUGCAUCGAGCAGCUAAUUUUACUGGCUUUGUUUUCGAUGGGAAAAAAUAUGAACACGAGUUAAUUGGGAAGAUUGUUGAAGUGGUGUCAAGGGAGAUUAAACGAGUUGCUUUACACGUUGCUGACUAUCCAAUUGGACUAGAGUCUCAAGUUUCAGAAGUAAAAUCGCUUAUAUUCUCUGAUGGCUAUGAUGGAGUCCACAUGGUAGGGAUUCAUGGAAAUGGUGGAUCAGGCAAAACAACAAUAGCUCAUGCAAUUUAUAAUUUGAUUGCUAACGGUUUUGAAAGUAUAUGUUUUCUUGAAAAUGUGAGAGAAAAUUCAUAUAAGCAUGGCUUAGUGUAUCUUCAAAAUAUGCUUCUUUCUAAUGUAUUCGAAAGGAAGAAUCUCAAAUCAACAAGUUUUGAUCAAGGAAUUUCAACAAUAAAGCACUGGCUCCAACAAAAGAGGAUCCUUUUGAUUCUAGAUGAUGUUGACAAACCAGAGCAAUUACAAGCUCUUGCUGGAAAACCUGAUUGGUUUGGCCGUGGAACUAGAGUCAUUGUUACGACAAGGGACAAAUAUUUACUAGAGAGCCAUGGGAUUGAAAGAAUCUAUGAGAUGGAGAACUCAAAUUCGGAAUCAAAUAUCUCUACUGCAUCAGAUGGAAAAGACAACGGAGAUCAACUGGGUGAAAAAAAUCAUUUUCCAAGAACAAGUCAAUGAUCCCUUAAAGCCUCUAGGUUCUGAAGAUAUUAGUCUUUGAAGGAGCAAACAAGCUUCUGUUAUUCAAGCUGAAUCAAAUACAGAAGUCAUAGGUUUCAAUGAAAAUCCAGCCUUUGUCAUACUAGUUUUCCAGAAAGAAUAGAUAGUGGUAAACAAGAAGUCCCAAGAGCCUAAUAGAUAAAAAGAAGUGUUUGACAGUUGAAAGGGAUGAUUUGAAGAACCGAAUGCUAAGCUAAUAUUGAAGCAUAGUGGUAAUGACUUGGAGAACAAUUCUUUGGAGAGUCUUAGCAUUUUUCAGGUUCAUUUUCACCAAAAUAGGGUGGUUACCAAAGAGUUUUACCAGUACUGUAAUGUAAUUAUACUGUAGUGUAUUUAACUAUUUAUAGAAGCAUAUCAUGUACUAUACAAGUUUUUUAGUGACACUGGUGUAUUUUUCA
Molecule: messenger RNA, 1840 nt
Organism: Arachis ipaensis
Lineage: Eukaryota; Viridiplantae; Streptophyta; Magnoliopsida; Fabales; Fabaceae
Source: RefSeq, a predicted model, not a curated record